GGCGGGAUGGUGGCGCCGGGGGGGCGGUGGCGCGUGCGUCACUUCCGCUGUCAGGUGGCCGCCGCCGCGGAGCGGAGCGGAGGCCGCGGCCGGGCGUGGGGCUGCGGGAGGCGCCGGCCGCCGCGCCGGCCCCGGGGCCAUGGACUCCUCGACCUUUCGACCAUCCAGCCUUCUCCAAGGUGAUGACUCCUGUCUCCUGAGACGUUGGAAAACCUAGUUUGGAAGAAGAGUAAAGAUACAGUUGAUGCUGAACUACAGCCAAGGAUGAAGCGGCGAGCGUCAGACAGAGGAGCUGGGGAAACAUCCACUAAGGCAAAAGCUCUUUGUACAGGGAUUUCUGGAAAUAAUGCCAAGAGAGCGGGCCCCUUUAUCCUAGGUCCACGUUUAGGUAACUCCCCUGUGCCAAGUAUUGUUCAGUGUUUGGCAAGAAAGGAUGGGACAGAUGACUUCUAUCAGCUAAAGAUUCUCACCUUAGAAGAAAGGGGUGAUAAAGGAAUAGAAACCCAGGAGGAACGACAGGGCAAGAUGCUGCUGCACACAGAGUAUUCUCUCCUUUCCCUGCUCCACAACCAGGAGGGAGUGGUCCAUCAUCACGGGCUCUUUCAGGACCGAGCUUGUGAAAUUAUAGAAGAUCUAGAAGCCAACAGAAUGGUCAGAAAAAUGAAGAAGCGCAUUUGUCUUGUGUUAGACUGUCUCUGUGCUCAUGAUUUCAGUGACAAAACAGCAGAUCUGAUCAAUCUGCAGCAUUAUGUCAUUAAAGAGAAGAGACUCAGUGAGCGGGAGACAGUAGUGAUAUUUUAUGAUGUGGUACGAGUGGUAGAAGCAUUACAUAAGAAAAAUAUUGUGCACAGAGACUUGAAACUAGGAAACAUGGUGCUAAACAAAAGGACUCAUCGAAUAACCAUAACAAACUUCUGUCUUGGAAAGCACCUCGUGAGUGAAGAUGACCUGCUGAAAGACCAGCGAGGGAGCCCUGCCUACAUCAGCCCGGACGUGCUUAGUGGACGGCCAUACCGUGGAAAACCCAGUGACAUGUGGGCAUUGGGCGUGGUGCUCUUCACCAUGCUCUAUGGCCAGUUCCCCUUCUACGACAGCAUACCUCAGGAGCUUUUCCGCAAAAUCAAGGCUGCCGAGUACACCAUCCCUGAGGAUGGACGGGUCUCAGAAAACACUGUGUGCUUGAUCCGAAAACUGCUGGUCUUGGAUCCACAGCAGCGUCUGACGGCUUCUGAAGUGCUGGAUUCUCUCAGCUCCAUCAUAGCAUCAUGGCAGUCUAUGUCCUCGCUGAGUGGCCCUUUGCAAGUGGUGCCAGACAUCGAUGACCAAGUGGCUAACCCUGAAAACCCCCAGGAGGUGAAGGUGACAGAGGAGUGCUCACAGUACGAGUUCGAGAACUACAUGAGGCAGCAGCUGCUCUUGGCUGAGGAGAAGAACACCUUGCAUGAGGCCAAGAGCUUCCUACAGAAGCGGCAGUUUGGGAACAUCCCCCCCGUGCGACGCCUGGGCCACGACGCCCAGCCCAUGAACCCUUUGGACGCAGCCAUCCUGGCCCAGAGGUACCUUCGGAAGUAGCU
This is a messenger RNA of Chroicocephalus ridibundus (black-headed gull), 1574 nucleotides long. RefSeq names its product serine/threonine kinase 40 (gene STK40). NCBI's taxonomy places the organism in Eukaryota, Metazoa, Chordata, Aves, Charadriiformes, Laridae. Bases 265 to 1572 code for a protein of 435 amino acids. Gene Ontology annotation, biological process: protein phosphorylation. The record is from RefSeq and is a predicted model, not a curated record. The transcript is spliced from 12 exons. Gene Ontology annotation, molecular function: protein kinase activity; ATP binding.